Molecule: messenger RNA, 2271 nt
Organism: Alnus glutinosa
Lineage: Eukaryota; Viridiplantae; Streptophyta; Magnoliopsida; Fagales; Betulaceae
Product: L-galactono-1,4-lactone dehydrogenase, mitochondrial
Exons: 7
Coding region: 78-1850 (590 amino acids)
Cellular component (GO): membrane
Molecular function (GO): D-arabinono-1,4-lactone oxidase activity; galactonolactone dehydrogenase activity; FAD binding
Source: RefSeq, a predicted model, not a curated record
GAGUAAACAAACAAACCCUUCCCUUCAGCUGUGUCACUCCUAAUUCCUAAACCCCAACAAAUUCAAAGCUCAUCAAAAUGCUGAGAGCUCUCACUCUCAGGCGCUCACUCACCUCCCUCAACCCUCACCCUCACCCUCACCACCACCUCAAAACCCUAAUCCCAACCACUACCAUCCCCAAACACCCUAUCAACCACACCUCCGCGCGCCCAUUCUCCACAGCCAACGCCAACGCCAGCGACGCAGAGCUCCGCAAGUACGUGGGGUACGCUGCGCUGGUCCUCUUCUGCGGCGCGGCCACCUACUACUCCUUCCCUUUCCCGGAGAAUGCCAAGCACAAGAAGGCCCAGAUCUUCCGCUACGCCCCUCUGCCCGAAGACCUCCACACCGUCUCCAACUGGAGCGGCACGCACGAGGUCCAGACCCGGGUCUUCCACCAGCCCGAGAACCUCCAGCAGCUGGAGAACGUGGUCAAGGAGGCCCAUGACAAGAAGGCCCGGAUUCGCCCGGUCGGGUCGGGCCUCUCGCCCAACGGGAUCGGGCUCUCGAGGGCCGGGAUGGUGAAUUUGGCGCUGAUGGAUAGGGUUUUGGAGGUGGAUAAGGAGACGAAGACGGUGAGGGUUGAGGCCGGAAUAAGGGUUCAGCAAUUGGUGGAUGGGAUCAAAGACUACGGCCUUACGUUGCAGAAUUUCGCCUCCAUCAGGGAGCAGCAGAUCGGUGGCAUUGUGCAGGUUGGUGCACAUGGUACUGGUGCAAGACUUCCUCCCAUUGAUGAGCAGGUCAUCAGCAUGAAACUGGUAACUCCUGCCAAGGGAACAAUAGAGGUUUCAAAAGAGAAAAAUCCUGAGCUGUUUUAUUUAGCUCGCUGCGGUCUUGGGGCCCUUGGUGUGGUAGCUGAAGUUACCAUCCAAUGUGUUGAGAGACAGGAGCUUGUGGAGCACACAACUGUCUCAAACAUGAAAGAAAUCAAGAAAAACCACAAGAAAUCGCUAUCUGAUAAUAAGCAUGUGAAGUAUCUAUAUAUUCCAUAUACUGACACUGUUGUGGUCGUGACAUGCAAUCCUGUUUCAAAAUGGAAAGGUCCCCCAAAGUUCAAACCCAAAUAUAGUACGGAUGAAGCCAUACAACAUGUCCGUGAUCUCUACAGGGAGUCACUCCAGAAAUACAGAAAAGACAACCAUGAAGCAGACGUAAAUGAGCUAUCAUUUACAGAGCUGAGAGAUAAACUACUUGCCCUGGAUCCUCUCAACAAAGACCAUGUCAUAAAGGUCAAUCAAGCUGAGGCUGAGUUCUGGAGGAAGUCAGAGGGAUUCAGAGUGGGAUGGAGUGAUGAAAUAUUGGGCUUUGAUUGUGGUGGCCAACAGUGGGUUUCUGAGACAUGUUUUCCUGCGGGAACGCUAGCCAAGCCAAGCAUGAAAGACCUUGAAUUCAUAGAAGAGCUGAAGCAGCUCAUAGAGAAGGAAGAGAUACCUGCACCUGCUCCAAUAGAGCAGCGCUGGACAGCUCGCAGCAAGAGUGCCAUGAGUCCUGCUUCAAGCUUAGAAGAGGAUGAUAUAUUCUCAUGGGUUGGUAUAAUCAUGUACCUUCCUACAAUGGAUGCCCGGCAGAGAAAGGAAAUAACAGAAGAGUUCUUUCACUACCGGCGUCGGACCCAGUCACAGUUGUGGGAUCAGUAUUCUGCUUAUGAACAUUGGGCUAAGAUUGAGGUUCCAAAGGACAAAGAAGAGCUUGCAGCUCUCCAAGCAAGGCUACGGAAGCGUUUUCCAGUAGAUGCAUACAACAAAGCACGAAGGGAGUUGGACCCUAACAGGAUCCUUUCUAAUAACAAGCUGGAGAAGCUGUUCCCAUGAUCAUGAUACCAUUUGAGAGGCAUCCUUCAUUGGGUCUGAAGGAUUGAGACGGGCUUGCAGCUCUCCAAGGCUAAGGAAAGCGUUUUCUAGUGGAUGCGUACAAUAAAACAUGAAGAGGGUUGGACCAUAACAAUUAACAGGAUCCUUUCUAAUAGCAGGCUGGAGAAGCUGUUCCAAUUGUUGGACACCAUUUGAGAAGCAUCCUUUGUUGGUCAGUUAUGCAUCUAUAAUUGUUUUUUUAUUUAAUUCAAUGCAUCUCUCGUCUUUCUGUUCAUCUGUUCACUGCUGCGAUGAUCUUUAGCGAACAUGUAGUGCCUAUACAUAAAGUUAAAGGGAACUUUGAGAUAUAAGGACUUAGACUAUUCAACUUAAACUCAGCAUAUAAGCUAGCAAGUGAUAUUUCUUGCAUUAAUGCUUUUUA